Lactuca saligna is the source of this 621-nucleotide messenger RNA. The record is from the annotation of a GenBank genome assembly. NCBI's taxonomy places the organism in Eukaryota, Viridiplantae, Streptophyta, Magnoliopsida, Asterales, Asteraceae.
AUGCCAUUCUUGUUAAAACUUGAAGAGCAGCAUCUUGUGAAAAUCUGGAUAUGGCGAUCCGGGCGGAAGUCAGCCAUUCGUAUCCAUUGGGGCAAGGCAAACAAGGCAGCAAACCGGGGCGGCGACACAGAUCAAUCGACGACGAUGGGGAAGACAUUAGGACCAACCGGAGAGUUCUUCAGGCGAAGGGAUGAAUGGAGGAAGCAUCCGAUGCUCACAAAUCAAUCUACGCUCCUUCGCACUCCCAAUCUCACCACUCUGCUGCAUCUUCUUCACCUUCGCAUUCUCACUGAGAUUCGUGAUUGUGAUUGUGAUUGUGAUUGUGCUGUGAUUGUGAUUUGUGAAGGGAAGCUAUGCAUACAUGAUUAGGAAUACUCAAUCCUAUCCAAUCUAAUGACUUGUUUAAAUAAAAGCAGUUCUCUUAUUCGUAUGACAAUGAUUUGAUAAAGCAUGUUAUGUAUAAUUUUCUUGGUGCGUGCUUCAAGACCUUUGGAUCUAUCUGUCAUUUGGAGAAUGGAUGUGUUUGUUGUUUGUUACCAUAUGUCUUCGUCUUUUCUUUUCCUAUGUUCAUAUCACUUCAACUCUCUCUUUGGCAACCAUGUUGUUCAAACUAAAACAAAC